AAAAGAAAAAGGGUGCUUCAAUUGAAAAUCCACUAAUAGGUAUAAUAGUGAUAGGAACCGAAGAAAUUAACAAGAGAAAUGGGAGCUGAACUUUCACGAGAAGUUGAUGAGGAGCCUCGCAACCACCAACACCAGCAGCUGUUGAGGCCACAAUCACAAUCACAACCACAGUCUCAGCCGCAAUUAUCAAGAACGCAGUCUCCACAGCUAAGAAGGCCACAGUCACAACCACAACCACAACCACAACCGCAACCGCAACCGCAACGGCAGCCUGUGGCAAAUAAUGAAGGAGCUAUCAGCAAGGAUGGAUGGUUACUGCCAUCAAAACCAUCCAUCAAAGCCACAAACUCAUCAGUGGAAAAUUAUUCCCCCACAAGAGUUGUAAAACCCAACAAGGGAAACAAUCAUCACCAAUCCAUGAUAGCCACUACUAAAUCCUCCAAAGAACUGAUGAUGAAUCUUCCAUAUAGAUAUGAAGACAUAUUGAAGGGUGCAGACUCACCGGUUCAUACAUCUUCCAAGGAAAAGUUGCUUGAUCAGCUAUAUUCUGGAGUCUUCUUAGACCAUAACACUAAGAAAUAUUGGAUAGAAAAGAAGUCCAAUAGCAACUGUUUCAUGUUAUACGCAAGAGCACUAUCAAUCACGUGGGCAGAAAAUCAACAUUAUUGGAAAUGGGUAACCCAGAAAGAAUCAAGUGGCACAAUUAUUGAAGCGGCUGAACUGGAAAGAGUGUGUUGGCUAGAGGUGCAUGGAAAAUUUGAUACCAGAAACCUUUCCCCAGGAACUCUAUAUGAAGUGUCGUUUAUUGUAAUGUUGAAGGAUCUGGCGCAAGGGUGGGAAGUUCCGGUCAACGUUAGACUCAUGCUUCCGGGAGGUAAAAAGCAGCAACACAAGGAGAGUUUGAUUGAGAAGUUACGAAUGCAGUAUAUAGAGAUUCCGGUUGGCGAGUUUGUAGCAUCUGAAAAAGAUGGUGGGGAGAUGGAGGUGUCUCUGUAUGAGUAUGAAGGUGGCAUGUGGAAGCAGGGACUUGUGAUCAAAGGUGUUGCCAUCAAACCAAAGGAACUAAGCUAGACAGUAAUGAGAUUUCUUUCUUUGAUGUACUAAAUCUUAGGAAGGUUCAAAUAGAGAACGCGAGCUAAUAGUUUUAGUAACUUAAGCAUAUGAUACUAUGUUGUAGUGUUUCCAAAAUAAGACUCUUUUAGGUGCAUUAGUUGCACUAUUGCAGUCGUCAAAAAAGUUUUAACAGAGGGCAUCGAAUUAUGAAUUAUGAAUAAUGAACGGGAAUUAUGAAUUA
Messenger RNA from Arachis stenosperma, 1294 nucleotides. RefSeq names its product protein PHLOEM PROTEIN 2-LIKE A1-like. The transcript has 3 exons. Lineage: Eukaryota; Viridiplantae; Streptophyta; Magnoliopsida; Fabales; Fabaceae. The record is from RefSeq and is a predicted model, not a curated record. Bases 79 to 1071 code for a protein of 330 amino acids.